GGCCAUGCGGCGGGCGGCGGGGCUGGGGCAGGGGCUGCUGCUGCUGGCGGCGGCGCUGAGCACCGCGGCGGCGGCGCGGAGCUGCCCCGUACAGAGCCUGGGCUGCAAGUGCGGGACCGAGCGGGCCAAAGCUCCCGGCGGCUCCGCACCGCCCCGACGGCGGGUGGUCUGCAGCGGCGGGGGACUCCCGGUGCCGCCCGAGCCGCGCCUGCUGCCCGACGGAACCGCCACGCUGCUGCUGAGCAACAACAAGAUCACGGUGCUGGAGAACGGCUCCUUCCUCGGGCUGCGGCUGCUGGAGAAGCUGGACCUGAAGAACAACCUGAUCAGCACAGUCCAGCCAGGAGCCUUCCUCGGCCUCCCCGAGCUGAAGCGUCUGGACCUCUCCAAUAACCGCAUCGGCUGCCUGAGCGCCAGCGUCUUCCGGGGGCUCCCCAACCUCCUCAGGCUGAACAUGUCUGGGAACAUUUUCUCCAGCCUCCCACCUGAUGUCUUCGAUGAGCUCCCAGCCCUGAAAGUUGUGGACUUUGCCACCGAGUACCUGACGUGCGACUGCAACCUGCGCUGGGUGCUGCCCUGGGCUCGCAACCGCUCGGCGCAGAUCUCGGAGCGCACAACGUGCGCCUACCCGCGGCACCUGCACGGCUUCCCCCUGCGGGGGGCGCCCGAGAGCCAGCUCCGCUGCGCCGGCGCCCCGGAGCUGCACACCCACCACCUCAUCCCGUCGCUGCGCCAGGUGGUGUUCCAAGGGGACCGGCUGCCCUUCCAGUGCACCGCCACCUACUUGGACAACAGCACCCAGAUCCGGUGGUACCACAACCGGGAGCCCGUGGAGGAGGACGAGCGGACGGGCGUCAUCGUGGAGGAGAGCCUCAUCCACGACUGCACCUUCAUCACCAGCGAGCUCAUCCUCUCCAACAUCCACGUCUCUGCCAACGGCGAGUGGGAAUGUGCCGUCUCCACCUCCCAGGGCAACGUCAGCAAGAAGGUGGAGAUCGUGGUGCUGGAGACCUCCGCGUCCUACUGCCCUGCCGAGCGGGUCACCAACAACCGCGGCGACUUUCGGUGGCCCCGCACCCUGGCAGGGAUCACUGCCUACCAGCCCUGCCUCCAGUACCCCUUCGCGGCGGGGCCGGGGGGCACAGGCUCGGCGGCGGAGAAGCAGGCGUGGCGCCGCUGCGACCGCACCGGGCACUGGGAGGAGGGCGACUACUCCCACUGCCUCUACACCAACGACAUCACCCGCGUCCUCUACACCUUCGUGCUGAUGCCCAUCAACGCCUCCAACGCCCUGACCCUGGCACACCAGCUCCGUGUCUACACCGCCGAGGCAGCCAACUUCUCGGACAUGGUCGAUGUCCUCUACGUGGCCCAGAUGAUAGAGAAGUUUAUCGGCUACGUGGACCAGAUCAAGCAGCUGACGGAGGUGAUCGUGGAGAUGGCCAGCAACAUCAUGCUGGUGGAUGACCACAUCCUGUGGAUGUCACAGAAGGAGGAGAAGGCUUGCACCAGCAUCGUCCGCUCCCUGGAGAAGAUCGCUGCCCACACCCUUGGCAGCAACUCCCAGCACAUGGCAGUGAACUCCCGCAACAUCGCCUUCGAGGCGUACGUGGUGAAGCCCGAGAGCUACGUGGGGCUGAGCUGUGUGGCCUUCCAGCGGCGGGACGGGGGCGCGGCCGCGCGUCCCCCCCAGGCUGAGCGCGGGGCUGAGCCUGUGUCCGACCAGCAGCUGAGGCUGCGCUGCACCACGGGGCGCCCCAACGUCUCCCUGACCAGCUUCCACAUCAAGAACAGCAUCGCCCUGGCCUCCAUCCAGCUGCCGCCCAGCCUGUUCUCCAGCCCUGUCCCCACCACGCCGGUGACCGACUGCAAGCUGCAGCUGCUGGUGUUCCGCAACGGGAAGCUGUUCUGCAGCACCGGCAACUCCUCCCGCCUGGCCGACGACGGCAAACGCCGCAGCGUGGCCACCCCGGUCAUCUACGCCGGGACCUAUGGCUGUGGAGUGGGGAACCUGUCUGAGCCAGUGGCUGUGUCCCUGCGGCACCCCAGGGAGGGCGCAGACCCGGUGGCUGCCUACUGGAACUUUGAGGUGCUGGGGGGCAUGGGGGGUUGGAGCGCCGAGGGCUGCCAGCUGGCUGCCCGGGAGCCCAACGUCACCUCCCUGCACUGCCGGCACCUCAGCAACGUGGCCGUGCUGAUGGAGCUGAGUGGGUUCCCCAGUGAGGCGCAAGGAGCUGCGGAGGUGCUGCACCCAGCCAUGUACACCUGCACGGCCGUGCUGCUGCUCUGCCUCUUCACCACCAUCAUCACCUACAUCGUCAACCACGGCACCAUCCUGAUCCCACGGAAGGGCUGGCACAUGCUGCUCAACCUCUGCUUCCACAUCGCCAUGACCGCCGCCGUCUUUGCUGGAGGCAUCACCCUCACCAGCUACCUGAUCGUCUGCCAGGCAGUUGGUAUCAUCUUGCACUACUCCUCCCUCUCCACGCUGCUGUGGAUGGCAGUGAAAGCCAGAGUGCUCUACAAGGAAGCCACCUGGAAGGCACCGCGGCAGCCAGAUGGGGACAUGUCCCAGCCAGCCCCCAGGCCCAUGCUGCGGUUCUACCUGAUCGCCGGUGGGAUCCCUCUCAUCAUCUGUGGGAUCACAGCAGCUGUCAACAUCCACAACUACCAUGACAACAACCCCUACUGCUGGCUGGUGUGGCGGCCCAGCCUGGGGGCUUUCUACGUCCCCGUGGCUUUCAUUUUGCUGGUCACCUGGAUUUACUUUCUCUGCGCCGGGCUCAGCCUCCAGUGCCGACCGUCACGUCGGAAAGACGUCCCCGAGCCCAUGGAGCCCCCACCACGGCUGGGUGGCGCUGGUGACCUCCUGACGGACUCUGGCUCCAUCUCAGUGACGCUGAACUCGGGGCUGCCCUGCCCGGAGGCGGACGGAGUCUACUCCCUGCAGGUGCAGUUCUGGGCGCUGGUGACCACCCACGCCCUGUACGUCGCCCUGUGGACGUUCGGUGCCAUGGCUGUGUCCCAGCGCUGGUACCUCAACAUCGUCUUCAGCUGCCUCUACGGCAUCACCGCCGUGGUGCUGGGACUCUUCAUCUUCAUCCACCACUGCGUCCGGCGCCGGGAUGUCCUCAACUCCUGGUUCUCCUGCUGCCCCUCCUACAGGAACGCUCUGCCCAUGCAGGCGUACGUCCACCCGGGGCUGGCACCAGAGGACGGCUCCCAGGUCUUCAUCGGCUGUGACCCGGAGGCAGCUCACUCUGCAGCCUCCUCCUCCUCCUCACCCAGCAGCGCCAGCUCGGCCGGGGGCCGCUGCAAACUCACCAACCUGCAGGUGGCCCAGAGCCAGGCGGACGCUCGCCCGGCCGCAUGCCCGGAGCCAGACCCCACCGAGGGCAAGGUCACCGUCGCCGGCCGCCACGCCAGCAACCUCCACGGCCGCAGGAGCCACCGGGGCAGAACUAAGCAGUGCCGGGACGGGAAGCAUCACCGCUUGAAAAUGCUGCGGGGCCCCUCCUCGGAGCACCCCUCCAGCGAGAGCGGGAGCCUGCACAACAGCCACUCCGAGAGCUACCACAGCGGCAGGAACAGCCCCGGCAGCAGCGGCCGUGCGGGGGCACGGCUGCCCCAGGACGGGGACAUGGCGCCCAGCCCCUCGGAGGGCAGCGACGGCGGGCGCCGGGGCCCCGACUUCGGCGAAGCUCGGCGGAGGAGCGCCAGCAGGGACAACCUGCGGCAAGCCAGCGCCGGGGACAAGGAGGCCAAGCGCCGCUCCUACCCCCUCAACGUGGCCAGCCACAACGGUGGCCUCAAGGGCAGCAAGUACGACAUCAACCUGGCCAGCGCCGACAGCGUGGCCGGGAUGAAGACCGGGCUCUGGAAGAGUGAAACCACCGUGUAGAGGUGGGGAAGGACCCCACGGCCACAGCAGUUUCCUCCGGGGCGUCUGCCAGGAGCCGCCACGGGCACUGGCGGGGGUGGGUGGCACGGCUGGGAGCUCUGACCUCCCACCCUGGGCACAGGGUGAUGCCAAGCUCACCCUGUCCCCUGCUGAGGCUCAAAGCUUCCUGUGGCAGGGGCAGGGUUUGGGAGCCAAAAGGCAGCCCUGGCUCUCCAGCAGCCUGGCUGGCAGCUGUGCUUCAGUCACUCCUGCAGAUGGCUUGAGACUGAACCCUAGAUGCUACAACCAAGAGAGGAGAGUUCUGAUUGCCAGAGCUCUGCUAUUGAAUGUAUCUCUGUCUAGACAGAGCAGAGAGGGAUGUGAGUGCCUCGUUACCCACCAGUGUUCUCCAGCAGCGGGCACGGCCCCGGCGCUUUGCCAGCAGCCUGCUCCCGCCUCGACUGCAAUGUCCCCGCCCAGGGGACCACCCCAAGUGCCCUUUUUUCAGUAGAGGCACCCUAGGGCCGACACCUGCACGACCCCAACCCCAACAAGCUGCUGCUGAGCAGGUCAGAGGAGCAGCUUCUCCAGCUGAAGCGUUCUGCCAGGCUGAAGUUUGUGUUAGGUGCCAGCGUUCAGCCCUGGGGGCUGGGCAGUUGCUGAAGUGAAAAGCCAUAACUGCAAAGCAAGCACAAGGUGAGAGGAGCCUCAGCCCCGAGGUGAGGGGGUCGUCUGCACUGUUUGGAUGCCAAACACUAAGAGCCUGGCCAGAAAAGGCUCCCCCCAGCCCUCGGAGGCACAAGCUAUGCAAUGGGGGUGGGCUGCCAGAGGCUGACCCGCUCCACCCAAGCACCAAAGAGCUGAAACCAAAAGCAGGUCUCAGCCUUAACCCAAGCAGGGGGAGGGGUGGUGGUGUUACACAGAAAAUACUUGGGCUUGCUCUUAGGAAGGCAGAGAAACCCCCUGGCUACCAGCCUUGCUCUUGUGUAAGACAAGAAGGUGGCUCUGGGGAGCCAGGCCUGUUCCUGGGAGAACGACGCCAGUGAACUGGGGACCUUCCCUGGGCAGCUCCCAAGAUGCAUUCAGAGGGCUGGCACUUGGAUAAGCACUUAUUGUCCCCACUUAUAAACAAGCCUCCCCCCUCCCCCCCUUCUUUAAAGCAUGUAGCUUAAAAAGUAAAAAAAAAUCCCCACUGCAGGCAGCAGCAGGCUGCAGGCAGCAGCAGGCUGCAGGCAGCAGCAGGCUCCUGCCAGGUCUUGAAGGAUCCUAAAACCAGAGGAGGUUGGUUGCCCCCCCAGCCAGGCAAGGAGCUCCCUGUGCUGGUCCCAGUACAGCUCUGCCAGCUGCCUGCCUGUGCCCAGCAGGGCUGUUAGGAGCAGGGGCUUGAAACCAGAGCAGGGCAGGUUUAAGUUGGACAUCAGGAGGAAGUUCUUCACUAUGAGGGUGGUGAAACACUGGAACAGGUUGCCCACAGAGGUAGUGGAGGCUCCAUCCCUGGAGACAUUCAAGGUGAGACUCGAUGGGGCCCUGAGCAGCCUGCUCUGGUUGGGGGU
Messenger RNA from Dryobates pubescens (Downy woodpecker), 5433 nucleotides. It is a transcript of the gene ADGRA2, whose product is annotated as adhesion G protein-coupled receptor A2. Gene Ontology annotation, biological process: central nervous system development; G protein-coupled receptor signaling pathway; sprouting angiogenesis. The coding region runs from base 5 to 3901 and encodes 1298 amino acids. NCBI's taxonomy places the organism in Eukaryota, Metazoa, Chordata, Aves, Piciformes, Picidae. The transcript has 19 exons. The record is from RefSeq and is a predicted model, not a curated record. Gene Ontology annotation, molecular function: protein binding; G protein-coupled receptor activity. Gene Ontology annotation, cellular component: Wnt signalosome; plasma membrane.